AUGGAGCCGAAUCCAUUAUCCUGUGGCCAUUGUGGGGAGACGUUCCAACGCCGUGAGCACCGCGAUCGACACGUCCUACGACACACGGGCCUCAAGCCGUUUCAGUGCAACGUCUGCUCCAAGUCGUUCUCUCGCAAUGACACCCUUACUCGUCAUCGAGCCUUGCAUGAUAGUCAACCUGGCACGUCCAAAACUCGCCGUCGCCGCCGUGGUCAAGCUUGUGCACCCUGUUCAAGGGUGAAGCAGAGCUGUGAUGGAGGCCAUCCUUGUUCGCGAUGUGAGACUCGCAAUUCAGAGUGCAUUUAUCCUGAUAGGGUAUCUAGUGCACGGCAAGAUGAUAGUGAUACUAUAAUCGUUGGAGAGUCAUCCCAAGGCCAAGACAUCGCUGCUUCAUCGCCCCUCACAGCUCAAGGCGCAGACUUCCAGGAGGAAGCUUUUAUACCUGGUGACCUUCAUGUCGCUUCAGAAGUAUGGGACAAUCCUCCUUCUAUUCCCUCUGAUACUAGUGGAAUGCCGACGAUAGCAUCAAGCACCAUAUACACAACAGUCCCAGAUGCUUCUUCCAGCUGGGCUUAUCUUCCAACCUUGCCCGAUGCUUUUCCUUUCGGCGCGGAUAUUGGCAGUCUUGAUGCCAUAUCAAAUAUUCCAUGGAUGUCUUGGAAUCCUGUGAUGGCUCAUUUCCCUUUUCCCUGGUUCAUGGACGAAUUGGAGAUGCCACUUGAGCUACCGGAUAUGGCACAUCCUCCUGAAGACGCAGCACAUCACGCAGCCUCGGUUCAACAGACUGCAACUGGCUCGGCUUCUACCAAGACUUAUUUAAGUCCUGAACAUAUAUGCUCUUCUUAUACGCUGCCAUGCCGUUCAUUCCCAGAGCCGCAAGCCAUGAGUUUGCAAAUGGCUAAGGCCGAAGUCUUUGGGCAUAUCCAUGAGCUACCUAGACAGGCCGUAGAGGGCUUGAACAACUUCUACAAGACGCAGCAAAGAGACUCAACUCUACUAGUAAUUCCUGAAGACAUCCUCCACACCUUCGUAGAACUAUACUUUGAGUACUUCGAUUCCCAGUUCCCUUUUCUUCAUCCAUCUCGCUUGGAGGACCCAGAUCUCCCAUGGGUUAUGUUAUUAGCCGUUGCAGCGGUCGGAAGCCAUUAUUCUGAGAUUCAAGGCGCAGGUGAGUAUAACUCUGCGUUAUCUGACCUACUAGCCCGAGCUGUUGAACUCACUGUACAUGAUGACAUAUGGAAUGUCGACGUAACAGCAGUACAGUGUGUCUUUCUCUUACAUGUUCUGUGGCUAUUCUCAGGCUCGCACAGCGACAAGAUCGUUCUGCAGCAUAGGCGAAGUAGCCUAGCGACGAUGUGCUGGGACCUCAUUGGCAAGGCUGACAAACGCAGACACUCGAGUCAGGGUGAGCUUGACAACGAAGCAGCAUGGCAAGCUUGGAUCGCUGAGGAGAGUGAACUACGUCUAGUCACUUGUGUACGUGUGUUGGAGUGUUUGAGCCAUAUCUUUCUAGGUACACCGCUGGUGUUCAACCUCCGUGAGGCGACGCGACACCUGCCGUGUCCUGAAAGGCUAUGGCGGCCUCGGGAUGCUUCAGAGUGGAAAUUACGACAAGAAAACUCCUCUACAGGACGCCAACCUAAGCUAGAUACGUUUGCCGCCAAGGUUAUUCCUCUCGAACUAUACAUCGACGACAGGAAUUACUACCGCCAACUGCGCAAUUCCCAACUCUUGCAGUCGUCAUUUGCCUCAUACCUGAGCUCUUCAACAAAUAGUGAUACUCAACACGUGCCGAACCCUUCGCGUCACAGACCUGACACCAGUAGGAGCGAAAGUGUGCUUCUGGACACGACGAUCGAUCAAUUGACCUUGAAAAGCUUGUUGGGCCCUGGAGAGUGUACAGACACACUUUUACAUGUCAUUGCAAUCCUGAGGUUGAUUCCGCUUGAGACUUUACACUCUGCUACAGGCUGGGAGACGAACAAAGAGCAGAUGAUGAAGUCCAAACUGUACCUAAACGACUUCUUUAAGAAUAGUGGUUUGAAGGCGCGCAAGGGUCUAUGGCAUGCUACCUGCAUCUUCAAAACAACGCGGAGUUCACGUCGACUUGCGUGUUAUGACGCCCUCAGUCUUACGGUGGCGAUGGGCUAUAUAUACUGCUACAGCGAAACACGCGCAUUGUUGGUGCCGUCCCCCACGCGUCCGAUGAUUACACGCCUUGAUCAAUUGCAAGACAGAAAAGCCAUUGAAAGAUGGAUUGAGAAUGGCGGUGAUGACGUCGUUCACUUGACCGGCGUUGGAAUACUGGAUGGCUCUGACCAUUGCGUGCGUUUCCUUCGAGAUUUGGAGAGGACGUUGGUAUCUCAGAUCGCGUGGCGAGGCUUCUGUCGUGCUUUUGCUAGUAGUUUCGCUCAGUUGAGACGUGGUGAGACGCCGACGAAGACUUCUAGAGAGUACAAUAAUGCUGAAUGA
Messenger RNA from Fusarium odoratissimum NRRL 54006, 2472 nucleotides. RefSeq lists its product as uncharacterized. Gene Ontology annotation, biological process: regulation of DNA-templated transcription; DNA-templated transcription. NCBI's taxonomy places the organism in Eukaryota, Fungi, Ascomycota, Sordariomycetes, Hypocreales, Nectriaceae. The record is from RefSeq and is a predicted model, not a curated record. Gene Ontology annotation, molecular function: DNA-binding transcription factor activity, RNA polymerase II-specific; DNA binding; zinc ion binding. The transcript has 4 exons. Bases 1 to 2472 code for a protein of 823 amino acids.